AUGUCUUUUUCGAAAAAUGACCUUGUUUGGGUUCCUUGUGAAAAAGAGGGUUACAAAAUACUAAAAGUUGACCAUGUGGAUUUAAUUAAUGGAAAGUUAUUACUCAGGGAUAGCAAAGAUGACGAUAGUAGUGGCCCAUGUAGAACGGAGAAAGUUUCUAUUGGAACAUGCUAUAAAUAUGUUAGUGAUACAGACAAGGAUGAUAAUACAUCUUUGACAUCAUUGGAUCCUGCAAAUAUACUUGAGAACAUUAGAGUGAGAUUCAGACAAGGGAAGAUAUACACAAGUACGGCUCAUGUUUUGUUAGCUAUGAAUCCCUAUAGAGACAUUCCAAACUUAUAUUCAGAAGAAACAAAAAGGAGUUACUAUGGGAAACAUAUUAGCCAGAUGCCCCCUCACCCAUACUCUAUUGCAGAUCAUUCAUAUAGAAACAUGGUUUUAGAUCGAAGAAAUCAUGCAAUUGUUAUUUCUGGAGAAAGUGGAGCAGGAAAGACAGAAACUGCAAAGAUUGUAAUGUCUUAUUUGGCAGAAGUAGGAAUUCUCCCAAGUUCAACCGAAAUUGUAGGUACAGAUGAAGGUGGGAUGACGGAGAAGCAAAGAAAGAGGAUCAUGCAAAUUCGAUUAUCUUAUGCAUCCCACACCAUUUUUGGGGAGCAGGAAGCUAGAGAUAUUCAGAAAAGAAUAUUAUCAGCAAACCCAAUUUUAGAGGCUUUUGGUAAUGCUAGAACCGUUCGUAACUAUAAUUCAUCAAGAUUUGGAAGGCUAAAUAAGCUUUACUAUAAUGAACAUGGAUUUUUGAAGGGUGGAGGGAUAACCACAUAUUUACUAGAAAGUAGCAGGUGUGUAAAACAUAAUCACAAUGAAAGAACAUAUCAUUGCUUUUACCAAUUAGUUCAUGGAGCAACAGAUAAUGAGCUGGAGAAUUUUUACUUAAAAAGAGAUGCUUCCAGGUAUUCAUUGUUGAAUCAGGGAAAUUUGGCUUAUAGCUCAGAGGUGGAGAGUGAUCGUGAACAGUUCAAUAUAUUAAAGCAAUCCUUGAAUAUUAAUGGGAUAAGUAAUGAAAGACAAACUUUUUUGUUUCAGAUUUUAUCUGGCAUAAUUUUACUUGGAAAUAUAACAUUUAAAGACUCUGAUGACAAAGGGACAUUAAAAGAUAAAGAAAAGUUAGAGUUUGAUGAUCCAGAGUUAGUGACGAACAUAGCCAAUCUGUUUGGUAUAAGUACAGAUUUGCUAGUUGAUAUAUUAUUGGUUAAGCAAUUAAAAGUAGGUAAUAACCAAACUCCAGUAUCUAUAUCAAGAACUGGCCAGCAAUCAUUACAGUUAAUUCACUCAAUCAUCCGUUCCAUUUAUAUUCGAAUAUUUAACUGGGUAGUUUCUCACAUUAAUAGGUUUACAUCAUGUAAGGACGAGGACCUAGGCGAGACAGUAUCUCCGAGGAAGCAAAACAUGACCAAUUCUGCUAAUUCUUUAUAUAUAGGAAUAUUGGAUAUUUAUGGUUUUGAGAAACUUGAAAUUAAUUCUUUUGAGCAACUUUGUAUCAAUUUAGCUAAUGAAAAGUUACAAGAGUUCUUUGUAGAGAAGGUUCUUCAAAGUGAGCAAAAGCUUUAUCAACAGGAAGGCUUGGUUUGGACAAAUAUCGAAAUCCCAAAAACCCAACCUGUUUUAGAUUUGAUCUUUGAUUUAUUUUCUCUCUUAGAUGACGAUAGCAGACUCAAAUCUCAAGGUCAGGAUAUCUCAGAUUUGACUUACUGGCAAAAAAUUAAUAAUAAAUAUGGUAAGUCAGUGCAUGGUGGUAGUUUAUAUGGUUCUACGCACUCUCCAAGCAAAAUUUUGGGUUUGUGUGGAGGAGAAACCGCAAGCAAGUUAAUUAAAUUUCCAUUGAAUGGUUUAAAGAAGUUGAAUCAGUCUGAUAUAGCAACAGUUUUUUCUAUUAAACAUUAUGCAGGAUCUGUUGAAUAUACUUUGAAUGGCUGGUUAGAAAAGAACCAUGACAAGAUUAUUCCAGAGCUUGAAGAGAUAUUGGAAAAUUCAAGUAAUGAGAUAUUAAAUAGCAUUAUAGACUCUGAAUAUAAAAGUAGGAAAAGUGCAAGCUUUAGAAGUGUUAGUAAAAAGUUCACAAAGGAUCUUAAGGACAUGAUUCAAGAUUUAGGAGAAGUUUCACUGCAGUUUAUUAGAUGUUUUAUUCCAAAUAGCCAUAUGAGAUCAGAUAUUUGGAAUGGAAAUAUAGUUUUAAACCAAAUGAUUCAGUCUGGAACAAUACAGAUGGUAAAAUUGAUGCAUUAUGGCUAUCCAAAUAGAGCAAGCUAUUCAACAUUGAUUGAACAGAUUCGGUCUUUAUUACCAGAAAAGUAUAUAUAUGGAUUAUCUGACAGAAUGAUUGUGGAAUUCUUCUUGUCUGCUUAUUCUAUUCCUUCAAAUACUUAUCAAUUUGGUAUUUCCAAGUUGUUUUUAAAGUCUGGUCAGUAUGGAUUAUUAUUGGAUCAAGUUAAUGACUAUUCAAAAGGUAACUAUGAGAGUGGAUUGAUAAUUCCAAGUGAAGAGAUCCUUAUCAAUUUAAGGAAAGGAUUUGCGAGAAAGUGCUUAAGAAGAUGUAUAAUGGUAGCUGAUAUAGUUUCAUGGAUGAAAAAUAGGUUUAUUGUUUUAAUAAGAAAAAGAAGGCAAUUAAUGAAUUUACUAUCUAUCAGGAUUUAUAGAUGGUAUCUAUUUUAUAAGCAUAUAAUUCUUCCUUUAAAAAGGCAAGUUGAGUAUAGAAUGCCUUAUAUAAUUGGGAUAAAGAUUGUAGAUAAUAUGAUAGUUCAAGGAAGAUUGAGAAUGAAAAAGUAUUUCUUAGAUAUUCUGAGAUCAAAUUACGAAGAGUUUAAGAUUGUUAAUAAGUUUGAGAAGAAUAUACAAAAGGAAGAAAAACAUAUGACUGAUGGGACCUCAGAAAUACUUAGAAAUGAGAAUAAUGGGGAAAUAAUGAACAAGUUGGGACUUAACCAGCCGAACUUUGGAGACCAUAUAAAAGAAGGUUAUAUGACAAAAACGAACAAUUCAUUAGUUAAAAGUGAGAAUGAAUUAGAGAAACAAGGUCUGGUUGGUUUGGAAAUAUGGAAGCAAGAGAUCUUUUCAUUUGUGGGAUACAAAAAAAAUAAGAGACAUAACUACUUGAUACAUUAUGAUGGAAACAGUGUAUGCUUACUUGAGAUGACAAGGGAUAAGGUUAGAUCUUAUGAAUUAUUUAUUCCAAAAGAUAUUAUGGAGGAGAAUGAUGAUGAAAUGGAAGGAUCUAUCUUAAAGUUUAUAAGUAAUUCAUCUGAAACAAAGAAAAGAAUACAGGAAAACGAAGAAAGUUUAGAAAGUGAUGACUUUGAAUAUUACUCCGAGUAUAUUACUGGAAAGGAGACCAAAAGAAUUGAAUAUGAGUUAGGAAAUCCUUUAUGUUUUGCACAACAUCCAACUUUUAGUACAAGCUUUGCUAUGAUAACAGAAAGAGGGUCAAUUGUUACAUUUAAAUUGAAAAUGGAAUUAUUUCCAGAUGGAUCUGGAGAGAUGUAUGAUGAUAGAGAUUUUGUUGAAAAUGAUGAAUACUGGGAUAUAAUUAAUUCAACACCAUCAACAAAACUUCCAAAUUUGGGUUUUGACACAGAUAUAGACAAGAAUAAUGAAAUAAAUAGAGUUAGUGGAGACUAUUAUUAUAAUAGUAUAAGGCUGAAUAAUAAGUUUAUGAAUGGAAAUAUGAGAGACUUUGAUGUAGUAAAAAAAGAUGAGGUUGGACAAAAAGAAAGAUAUAAUGAUUCAGUGGUUUAUACAAAAAGAGCAGGAAAAAAAGAAAGUGUAGAGAAUAUUUCGGCAAUGAGCAUUUGCUCUAGUGUACCAUUUAAUGAAUAUAUUCCAUUUGAAUGGAUAGAAAAAGGGCAUAUUUUUGUUCCAUUAAAAAUUCAUUAUAUAGAUCCAACAUCUUAUCAGUAUUUGGGAAUACUUUGGCAUGUGGAAUAUUCAAAAGAGGAAAUAAAUGGUGUUAAUAAUAGUACUAACAUUGAUAGUGUAAGACUACCAAUUCCAAUUUCCUUGAAGAAGAAUAAGAGAAGGAACAUAUCAGAGAAUUCUAAUUAUAUAGAAUUAAGUUACAAGGAAGAAAAGGGUUUAGAGAUAUUUGAUGGGUUAUUUACAGUAUUAGAUUUAUCAACAAACCAGAUUAUAAGCUGGAUAAACUUUCCAUUCAAAUUAUCAAGUAUAGUCGAAGAAUGGACUGGUAAGGAUAGUGAGAUAAAAAGAGGAAUGGCAUGGGAUAGAAAGAAUAGUUAUCAUCCAAAAUGUUGGUGUAAUUUAUUUGGAUUUGCAAUGAGAAAAGAUUCUUCAGAAAUAAUAAAUGAGGAUGAGAUGAAUGAUGGAAAGUUAAUAGUUAAUAAGGAUACUUCAUUGAUUUACGACGUAAUACCAACUGUUGAUGUAUUAAAGGAGACAUGUUUUAUUUCUAGUGAGAAAUUGGAGAAGUACAUAAAAGAAAUAUCAAUUGAAGAUGAGGGUAUUAGAGGAGUAGGAAUAGAGAAAAUAACAGUGGAACGUAGUUUGAUAUUUUUGGGAGGCCCAAAAUUGGGAUUGAUAUUGUCAUUAGAAAUUCAAACAAAUGAAGAAGUUUUAUUGGAUUGUAAAAUGAAUUUGAUGCACGAUAUAGUAGGUAUAGCAGAUAAAUGUAGUAAGAUGGAUACACUCCAAUAUAGUAAUGGAAAUGUAACAAGUGAUAGAAUUAAUGAUGAUAAGACUAUUUUGGAGAAUUCGUGUUGGUUUACAACAAGUUUAUGGUUACGAGAUGGAAAUUUUAAUUUCCAAAAGACAAUUAUCUCAAAUGUUUUUCCGAAUUCUCAAGGAAUAAAUGCUUCUACAUCUAAUGUUGGUUUAAAUGGAAUUCACUCAAGACUUGCUGACAAUGUUGAGUUAACAUUAUUAUUGGGAACAAUUAAUGGCCGAAUAUUGUCAAUAAAUUUGAAUAAAAAUGAUUAUUCACCAAAAAUUGCAAUAAUUUCUCCUUUUGAAGUAAAUGAUUAUAAUCAUCAAAAUCAAAAUAAGAUUUUGAAUGGAGGGAUAAGUAAUGGAAUUGUUGGUCAGAACCAAAACAAUGCAAAUAUAAGAAGUUGUUCAAUAGUUUCAAUUUUUAAUUUGAACAAUAAUAACAAGAUUUCAUGUGUUUCAUCAACUGGAGAUAUGGUUACAAUCCAACUAAAUUCAUUUGGGUCAAGGUAUAUUUUUUCGGACAAAUUACAUAUAUGUUUGGAUAAAAGAUAUCGUCCAUUUAUUGUUCAAUUUGUGAUAUUUAAUUCUAAAAUAGGGCAAUCAAGAGUGAUUGACAAUAAUUUAUCCCAAUCAUUUGUAUUUUUGGAUGCUGUUGAGAAGAAUUUAGUGAUUUAUAAUAAAAAUCUAGGAACUGCCAAGUCUAUUGCUACUAUUAUUUGA
Molecule: messenger RNA, 5433 nt
Organism: Cryptosporidium ubiquitum
Lineage: Eukaryota; Apicomplexa; Conoidasida; Eucoccidiorida; Cryptosporidiidae
Product: myosin heavy chain
Exons: 1
Coding region: 1-5433 (1810 amino acids)
Biological process (GO): actin filament organization; vesicle transport along actin filament
Cellular component (GO): myosin complex; actin cytoskeleton; vesicle
Molecular function (GO): ATP binding; actin filament binding; microfilament motor activity
Source: RefSeq, a predicted model, not a curated record